Mesorhabditis spiculigera is the source of this 1050-nucleotide messenger RNA. The record is from the annotation of a GenBank genome assembly. NCBI's taxonomy places the organism in Eukaryota, Metazoa, Nematoda, Chromadorea, Rhabditida, Rhabditidae.
AUGAUAAUGUAUUAUUAUUCCAAGGAUUUUCAACGUCUCUACUUGCUGCCAAUGUUUUGUAAUGCGACGAAUGAUGGGGACUCGCUCUACUCGAUGUUCAUCUACACGAUCACACUCUUCGAGUUCGGCAUCCAUUUCAUUAGUUUGGCUGGCUAUAUACCAUUUAUAAAAAUCGUACAUGAAAGUCGACUUUUUCACCCCAAUUUGCGAAAGUUUAUCGUCUUCUUUGCGCUCCUAUUACAGCUGAAUUUCCCUACCAGAACGAUUUUGCUUUUCUAUGAAUUUGAGGUGGUAUCAGUUACAGGCCGGCUAGCGCAGGAUUGGCUGUUAUUACUGCCCUGCACGUUGCGAUACUUUCUGGCCUGCGUUAGCACGCUAUCGUUUUUUGUCAUUAUCAAUGAAAGGAUUGCGGCCACCUACUUCAUCAAAGACUACGAACAGCACAAGCGCUCCUGGAUUUUUGGGAUUAUCAUGUUUUCGUUUCUGAUUCUUGGAACAACCGUGUGCCCACUGAUUGGAUUUUACGUCUCCGGGGCUCGCCUUAUCGUUUUCCUCUGCUUCUUUCUGGUCCCACUUUCGAUAUUUAUGGUUGGCUGGCAGACUUUGGCGUAUUAUUGCUUAUUAAAACACAACAACAAAUUACUAAAAGAAUUAUCAAGGGAUCUGCGCCCGGGAAAACGGGGCUAUCACCUGAGCAUGCGAUAUCAAGUUUCGGAGAACUUGAGGGCACUGGAGAUGGUAAAGAAAAUCGUCUUCUGUCUAGCGAUAUCUGGAAUUUCCAAUGGUGGCCUCGCCAUUUUUCACUUUAUCAUCUUCGAUGAGCGGUUCCCAUUCAUUGGAUGCUGGAUGGAAGUGGCCACGGCUUUAUAUGUCCUCUUCUUCCUGCUAACCUCGCUCUGGGCCGUAGAUGAGUGGCGCCAGAAAUUUGUCGACAUCAUGUUCCCCAUUUUGGGGCCUGGAAAACGUUCGGAAACGAACUCGUUGAGCGCCCCAUCGACCGAUAUUCAAGCGGAAACAAAUGCCUAUUUUCAGUAUUAUAGCAAUGCGUGG